This is a messenger RNA of Mobula hypostoma (lesser devil ray), 26400 nucleotides long. It is a transcript of the gene vash1, whose product is annotated as vasohibin 1. Gene Ontology annotation, cellular component: cytoplasm. NCBI's taxonomy places the organism in Eukaryota, Metazoa, Chordata, Chondrichthyes, Myliobatiformes, Myliobatidae. Gene Ontology annotation, biological process: regulation of angiogenesis. Bases 303 to 1370 code for a protein of 355 amino acids. The transcript has 7 exons. The record is from RefSeq and is a predicted model, not a curated record.
GGCAUGGAGGGGCUUUGCAUCUUUCGCUGACCCGCUCCCUCAGAUUUGUAAUUGAACCACUAGCUUCUGUAGCAUUUUAUAAAAAUUGCUUGUCCUAGUCGAGUGACCUUUUAAUUGUUUUCAGCUAUUUUGUAAGGAAUAUUUCAAUGUCAGUAUUUUUAAAACUCUUUUCUGGGCAACUUCUUUUUUGGUUUACUUAUUUUUAUACAGUUUCGUACCGUUGCACUGAACCAUGAUAGUCUUCUGUUUUAAGGCUAUUAUUUAAAUAAGUGAAGGUUAGGCAGCAUUUUUCUUAAGCUUGAAUGUUAACCAUGCCAGGGGGAAACGGAGAUGGUUCCUUUGUUAGGCGGAGGUCAGCCAGUGUGGGUCCUGUCAGCGUGGAAAGACAUCCAGUGAGAGAAGUGGAUCAGGAUGAAGACUGUGACGAGGAAUUCCACGACGGAGUCCCUUUCUAUAUAAACCGAGGGGGGCUCCCUGUCAAUGAGGCCACCUGGGACAGGAUGUGGAAGCACGUCGCUAAGAUCCACCCCGAAGGAGAGAAGAUGGUGCAAAGAAUUCGAGGCAUGCCUUACCUACCCAAGAUUCCGAUACCAUGUGUGCCUACAUUUCAGCUGUCCACGCUUGUCCCUGACCGCCUGGAAGCCAUACAGAGAUACACCAGGGAAUUGCAGUACAAUCACACUGGGACCCAGUUCUUUGAGAUUAAGAAGAAUCGACCUCUAACUGGCCUAAUGGAUCUUGCACGGGAAAUGAUUCGAGAAUCUCUGCCAAUAAAGUGCUUGGAAGCUGUGAUACUCGGGAUUUACCUCACCAACAGUAUGCCGGACGUAGAGAGGUUCCCCAUCAGUUUCAAAACGCAGUUCUCAGGGAAUUACUUCCGUCACAUAGUGCUGGGGAUCCACUAUGCCGGCCGCUUCGGCACGCUGGGCAUGAGCCGGCGUGAGGAGCUCAUGUUCAAGCCUCCUGUGAGCCGGACCUUGCUCGACCUGGUGCUGGAGUUCGAGGAGUCCUACAGAAGGUGCUGGCACACGCUGAAGAAAGUGAAGAUUGGGCAGUACGUGUCCCACGACCCACACAGCGUGGAGCAGAUAGAGUGGCAGCACUCCGUGAUCGAUGUGGAGAAACUGAGCCGUGAGCAGCUACGCAGGGAGCUGGAGCGUCACACCCGCGACAUGCGGCUGAAGGUUGUGAAGGGGGCAACUGUGCCCUCGUCUCCAACCCGUGAGAGGAAGAAGGACACCUCAUCGCCCCAGCGCAGCCAGUCAAGCCCUCAUCGCAGGAAUGGCCGCAGCGAGAGACGGUCUUCAGGAGAGAAAAAGUCCACAGAACAGAAGAACCUCAAUGAUGUGGGUUAUCAGAUUCGUGUGUGAGCGCCCUGCUGUGGGAAACCGGUGUGGCCGGACUCUGCAGUGAUUUCCACCAUCUCGUGGAAGGCACCUUGUGUGCACGGAACUUCAGUGGACAUGAGCAAAGGAUGCCGUACAGUAUUUCAUAUUAGCAUUUAACAGUAUUGCAUCAAUUGUAACUUUUUUAGAUUUUUAUUUUAUUUUCUAACUUUCAGAGAAAUGCUGUACAGUCAAAGGACAGUCAGUGUGAUGGAAACUCUUCAGUAAGGGUGUGAGUCAUGGGAUGACAAUUUUUGUUGGAAGUCAUCCCAUUUCUGUGAGAGCAUUUGAGAUCCUCACUUGGCCAGUGCUGAUAUUGUAGCCUCUCCAGCAGGUCCAGGGAAUGCUGAGUCUUACACAGGCUAGGAAGGUCCCGAACUCGUACACUGCUUUAGCUGAUUGGAAUUGGGGCAUUGUCGGUAUGCUAUGAUUACAAUUAAGGUUUGAUUUCAGUGAUCACUGUCCAGUGAAGGUUUGGUUGAAGUCAAUAUCCAGCUGUAAUGUUCAGUGGAAAAUCCAUUAGAGAAUCAAUGCAGGAAGCUUACAUAAAACACUGCAGCACAGUACAGGGCCUUUGGCCCACAGUGUUGUGCUGACCUUUUAAUGUAAAGACCCUUUAAUGACCUUACCCUUUAAGGUUGACCUUGCCCUCUACUACCACACGGCCCUCCAUUUAUCUAUGAUCCAUGUGCCUAUCUAAGAGUUUCUUAAAUGUCCCUAAUGUAUCUGCCUCUACCACAACCCACGGGAGUGGGUUCCAUGCACCCAUCACUCCCUCUUUUUUUAAAAAGAAACACCUACCUCUGACAUUUUCCACCUAUACAUGCUCCAAUCACUUCAAAGUUAUGUCCCCUGGUUUGCAGGGGGACGUUUGAACUAUAGCCACUGGUGGGUGCCCACACAAACUAUGUUUGUGUACAACACAUUAUUCCUGUGUUUAAAUCAGCAUUGAAACAAGACGGAUGCCUGAAAUUCGCAUUGCCCCGCCGAGCCUGUCAUGGGUGGACAGGUACCAGUACUUGCACAAUGAGGUGACCUCACUGCCUGCAAUCUUACUCCCAUGACUGUCCAUAUUACAGGCAAUAUUUCAGAAGACAUCUUUAUUCCCAAUCCCAAUUUAACUUGAGAAACUGCGCUGCAUUUCUUUUGAGAAAUUUAUAUUUAAUUUGGGUAUAUUUAAAGCAGAUGUUGAUAGUUCGCUGAUUUAGUGAGAGCAUCAAAGGUUACAGGGAGAAUGGGGUUGGGAGGGAAAAUAAAUCAUCCUUGAUGAAAUGGUGGAGCAGACUCUGGGCGUAAUUCUGCUCUUGUGUCUUAUGGUCUAAAUUAGUUUGUUUCUUGUUGUCAUGCACUAAGUAAGGCAACCAGGGAAUCUGGAAGGAUUAAGUUUCCCAAUAUGUCAGAGGAUCUGUGUAAAGAUUUGUCCUUGUCUCCAGGGAUGAGUACAGUUUAAAGGGAAAUAGAGCCCCCUUUCAUUCGAUAUUCUGUAAUUAGUCAUAGAGCUCUGCAGCACAGAAACAGGCCCUUCGGCCCAUCUUGUCCAUGUUCAACUAUUAAUCUGUUUGGUCCCAUCGACCUGCAUGCAGACCAUAGCCCUUCAUACCCGAAACAUCCAAACUUCCCUUAAACGUUGACAUCAAACCUGCAUCCACGACUUCUGUUGGCAGCUUGUUCCACACUGUUACUGCCCAUUAAAGUGAAGAUGUUCCUCCUCGUGUUCCCCUACUGCAGCUCCCUUCCCAAGUGUGGCUAAAGGUUGGUCAGCUUACUGACGUGCAAGAGAUUUGCUGGUAAUGCUCACCGUUCCUUUUGUCCCAUUACCUUUCCUCUUUGGGGCGGGGGGGGGAAUCGUAGAGUUGUACAACGUGUACACAGGCCCUUUGGCCCAUCUGGUUCAUGCUGACCACAAUAUCCUCCCUGCCAGUCCCAGCUGCUUGCAUUUGGCAACUGCAAGCCCCUUCCCUGCAUGUACCUAUCCACCUCUUAAAUGCAGUGCUUGUAUCCACCUGGGCCACUUCCUGUGACAGCUCAUUCUCGGUACUCUCUACCCACUGUGUACAGAAGUUACCUCUCAGGGUAACACACAAAAUGCUGGAAGAUCUCUUCAGGUCAAGCAGCAUCUAUAGAGAGGAAUAAUAAGCCACUUCAUCAGAAUCACGGUUAUGAGCUUGGGCAUGGGUCAUGAAAUUUGUUUGUUUUGCCGCAGUAAUACAGUGCAAUACUUAAUUUAAAAAAUACUAAAUUACAAUAAAAAAUGUGAGUAUAAAAGAAUGAAAUUAAAUCAGUAGUUCAAAAAGAGAAAAAUGGUGAGGUAACACACACGAGAUGCUGGAGGAACUCAACGGCUGAGGCAGCAUCCGUGGAAAUGAAUAAACAGUCGACGUUUCGUGCCGAGACCAUUCUUCAGGACCAAAAAGAAAGGAGGAAAACACCGAAUAAAAAGGUGGGGAGAGGGGUAGGAGGAUAGACAGAAUGCGAUGGGUGAAGCCAGGUUGGAUGGAAAGAUAAAGGGCUGGAGAAGGAAUCUGAUGGGAGAGGAGAGUGGACCAAAGGAGAGAGGGAAGGAGGAGGGGAUGCAGGGAAGAUGAUAGGCAGGUGAGGAAGAGGGGUUAGAGGUCAGAGUGGAGAAUGAGAGAGGGAGAUGUGUUUUUUUUUACUGGAAGGAGAAAUCGAUAUUUGUAUUAUCAGAUUCGAGCUACCCAGAGAGAGUAUAAGAUGUUGCUACUCCACCCUGGGGGUGGCCUCAUCUUGGCACAAGAGGAGGCCAUCAACCGACCUGUCGGAAUGGGAAUUCUAUUAAACGGUUUGUCUGCUGGGAAGUUCCACUUUUGGCAGAUGGAGCAGAGGCGUUCAAUGGAGCGGUCUCUCAAUUUAGAACAGGUCUCAUCAAUGACCUCAGCAUAUUCACAGAUGAAGUGUGGCCUCACUUGGAAGGAAUGUUCGGGGCCCUGAAUGGAGGUAAGUGAGCAGGUGUGACAUUUAGGCCACUUGCAGGGAUAAGUACCAGGAGGGGCAAAUGGACAAGGGAAUCAAGGAGGGAGCCUGCAGAAAUCAUAACUAAGGAGAUAAAGUUGUUUAGUGGUUGGAUCCCUUUGGAGGUGGCAACAGUUGCAGUGGAUGAUAUGUUGGAUGUGGAAGCUGAUGGUUAAGGACCACCAGGCAGGAUGGGUAGGUAAGGAGAAGAGAAACUCUGUCACUGUUACGGCAGCAAGAAGAUGAGGUGUGCGCGGGCAUACAGGAAAUGGAGAAGAUGCAGGUGAAAGCAGCAUCGAUAUUGGAGGAAGAGAAACCCUAUUCCUCAAAGAAAGAGGACAUCUUUGAUGUCCUGGAAAGGAAAGCUGUAUCCAAGGAACAGAUGCAGCAGAGCCGAAGGGUCUGAGAAAAGGGGAUUUUUACAGGAGAUUGGGUGGUAUGAAGUAUAGUCAAGAUAGCCAUGGGAAUCAGUAGGUUUAUAAAGAUGUCAGCUGAUAGUUUGUCUCCAGAGAUGAAAACGAGGAGGGAGGUGCCAGAAAUGGCCAAAGUAAAUUUAAGGGCAGGGUGCAAGUUAGAAGCAAAAUUGAUGAAAUUGACAAGCUCAGCAUGGGUGCACGAAGCAGUGCAGCGGAGGAAGAACUGGGGAGCAUUACUGGGGAAGACUUGGAACAUGGACUGUUCUACGUAGCCAUCAAAGAGGCAGACAUAACUGGGGACCAUUCUGGUGCCCAAGGCAACCCCUCAAGACUGGAGAAAGUAGAAGGUGCUGAGGGAAAAAUUAUUGAUGGUGAAGACCAGGUCUGCCAGAUGGCGGAGGGUGGUGGUGGAGGGGAACUGGUUGUUUUUUUUUAUUUGGGGGUGGGAGAGUGACAAGGUUUGAGGCCUUGAUGGGGGACAGAAGUGUACAGUCAAAUCAAGUCAAGCUUAUUGUCAUUUAACUAUACAGAUGUAUACCGCCAAAGGAGACGAUGUUUCUCUGGACCAAGGUGUAAAGCACAGUAGUAGACAUAACACACCAUAACUUAGGAAAGGAAAACUAAAUUUACAAAUUAAUUAUGCAUAGAUAAACAGUGAAUAAAUUAAAUGUUGUAGGGUACAGUACAAAUUAUCUAGUGGCACUUUGAAUGCGAUGUGGCAAGAAGUUUAGAAGCCUAAUGGCUUGAGGGAAGAAGUUGUUUCCCAUCCUGACCGUUCCUGUCUUUAUGCAUUGGAGUCUCCUGCCUGGUGGUAGAAUUUCGGAGGAUGCUGGAUGGAUGGGUGGGAUCCUUCAAGGCCCUGUGUAUGCAGCGCUCAUAGAUGUCCCUGAUGUAUGGUAGGGAGACUCCUGUGAUCCUCUCAGACAUUCUCAUAGUCCUUUGUAGGGACUUCUGGUCUGAUGCUCGACUACUGUCCCACCAGAUGGAGAUGCAGCUCGUCUGGAUGCUCUCAGUGGUGCUCUCAGUUCAGCUAAGAUGGGGUGAGUGUGGGGGAAGUCUUGCUUGCCUCAGUCUCCUGCACCGCCUUAUUCAGGAAGGUGAAAUUAACCAUGGUGUGACCUCCCAGGAACUUGGUGUACUUAACUCUCUCUAUGGAGACACCAUGUAUACAUGGGGGAUGGUUCAUCUGCACCUUCCGAAAGUCCACAGUCAUUUUCUUGGUCGUCUCCACGUACAGCCUUGGGUUGUCGUUCUCACACCAGCUACUCCACUUCCUCUCUGUACUCCGCCUCACCAUUGUUGAUGAGACCGAUCACUUGCGUCAUUCGCAAACUUGAUGGCACAGUUUCAGCUGAAUCAUGUGACGCAGCCAUGUGUAAGCAGCAGCGGACUGAGCACACAGCCCUGGAGAGCACCGGUGCCUCGACGUAAUGGGACGAGAGACGUUGCUGCCCACACAGACUGACUGUGGACUUUCUGUUAAGAAACACAGGAUCCAAUUACAGGGGGAGGAGUUGAGACUCAGCAAAGACUGUUUCCCCACCAGUUUCUGGGGUAUGAUGAAGUCUAUAAACAGCAACCUGGCACGUGAGACCCAUUUUCCAGGUGGGUCAAAACAGAGUGGAAGGCAGAGUUUAUGGUAUUGUCAGUGGAUCAAUUUAAGUGACAAGCAAACUGGAAAAGGUCCAAUGUAGCAGGGAGAAAGGCUUUAAUGUGCUCCAUGACUCAAAGCAUUUCAUAAUGGUUGAUGUUAAUGGCGCAGGACCAAUGGUCAUUUAGGCAGGAGGUGCCACCUUUGGCACUAGGAUGAUGGUUGCUGCCUUGAAAACCAAGAGGACAAUGGAUUGUUCUAGAGAGAUGUUGAAUAUAUCUGUCAGCUCCUCAGCUGGGCUACACGGUUUGUCAGAACCCGACCUGGAAAUUAUCAGGCCCCACAGCUUUGUGUGGGUUGACCCUGGCCAGGAUCGUCUUGACAUCAGCUUCAGCCAGACAAAGUGUCUGCUCCCCUGUGGGGAGGGAUGCCAUCCUCACCAGCAUCAAAAUGGGCGUAAAAGCCAUUCAGCCUGUCGGGGAAUGAGAUGUCAUGGUUCCCUGCCACAUGCACCUCGUGUCUCUGGUAUAACUUACUGCCCGUUAGUCACUAGCAUUUAGGGCAGCAGUGAAAGUUUUCCAUCUCAGAUGCAAACAGUUUGUGAACCCUUCGCAGUUACCUCGUUUUCUGCAUUAAUUACUCAUAAAAUGUGGUCUGAUCUUCAUCUAAGUCACAAUGAUAGACAAACACAAUCUGCCUAAACUACUGGUGGCAUCCGUUAGUCUCACAAGACCAUGAAUCUGCGCCUGGAAAGUCUUGCUUCAGUCUGUGCUAGAGCAGCAUCUGUUGUGGCUGUAGAGGCCCACAUGGGAGUGACAGUCUCGGCUGCAGCGACUGCACUUGAAGGCGCUGUCCUCCAGUGUUGUCUUGGUGCUGUUUUCUCAGCGAGUGUGCUUUUCUUCAGCAGCAAGCUUCAGCCCAGUCCUGACAAAGGGUCUCGGCCUGAAACGUCGACUGCGCCUCUUCCUAUAGAUGCUGCUUGGCCUGCUGCGUUCACCAGCAACUUUGAUGUAUGAAGCUUCAGCUUCUCUUCUCUUUUUAGACCUCUGUGUAGUUCUAGCCUCCAGCGAGAGCGAUUGCUUGGGAUGUCCUCCCACCUCUCAACGUUCAUAUUAAGUGACUUCAUGUCUCUCUUGCUGGAGGCCAGUUCCCUGUACAGAAGGUCUUUCGGGAUCCUCCUGUCUGACAUGCGGUGUGCGUGGCCCGGCCAGCGGAGACAGCAUUGUUGCAGCAGGGUGAAGAAGCUGGGUAUCUGAGUGUGGGCCAGGACCUCACUGUUGGUGACUUGCAAACAAACGCAAACAAUUGUACUUCUCAUGUCUUUAUUGAACACAUUGUUUAAUCAUUCAGUCCAGGCUGGAAAACAUAGGUGAAACCUUGUAUUUAAUAACUGAUUGAACUUCCUUUAGCAGCAGUAACCUCCCCCAAACGUUUCCUAUAUCUGCUGAUCAGACUUGCAGAACAGCAAAGGGAAAUUUCAGACCAUUCCUCCAUACAAGGCUAUUACAGUGCAUCAAUAUUUCUGGGAUGCUUUGCAUGAACAGACCUCUUCAGGUCAUGCCACAGCCUCUCAAUUGGAUUAAGGUUUGGACUCUGACUUGGCCAUUCCAAAACAUGAGUUUUCUUCUGUGAACAGUCCAUAUUUCACAGCCAUAAAGGAGACAGCUAACAAUGACAAUGGUGUACAUUUUCACUUUUGUGGAUAGUGGAGUGUUUUAUGCUGGUUCAACAUGCGUGACUGGCUUUCCAAAUCCUGGCAUUGAUUUCCCUGUCCAGGGAGCUAUCACCAGAGACAUUGCUGCUGGGGUCCUUGAACUCGUUUACCAUAUUCAAUAGUUCCAUUUAAUAUCAGAGAUAUCCUGAAUUCUUGUUCUUCACAGCCACGAAACAGAAGGCUGUCCCAAAGAAUGAGCGACAGUAAAAAUAUUAGUCCCAAACCUCCCUACUCCCCCUCCCAUGCACAAGCAGCAAAGCAACGACCCUCUCCCACCCCCACCCACAAAUAAACCAUUAGCACCCUCCACCCACCAAGCAAUAGCAAAGCCCCCAAGAAUGACCAUAAUCUGUGGUACAACAAAAACUAAUCAUUCAUCCGACAAUUCAACAUGCCGCAGGCUUGCUCUUCCUGAUAAAGGGAAAUGGGUUCAGAGUGAGAGGGGAGACAUAACAAAACAACUAGCUGGUGUGUGGUGAUAAAUUCUGUUGCAUCGCUUUUCUCCCCCAAGUUCUCCAACUCGAAUCGGCAAUAAGUUCCUCCACACAGAGAGAGAAGAGCACAAGCGAUUCGCCAAGUAGAGCCUCCGACAGCUGAUCUGCUGCACCUGCGGUUCCAGUUUCUCCCUCAACGUUUCAGUUGGCAGUACCGGCAUGGAAUCAGCUUGUCUAGAGUCGUGAGGCCUUGGUACCCGAAGGCACAUUCAUCUUUGAGGCCACGUCCUUGGGAUUUUGAAAAGCAGCUGGGGUGAGUCCCCGUGAGGGGGUUCCACCAACACAAAGAACCGAAGUCCGAGUGUAACUCCAUGUCAGGGUUUUCAACAGAGCCGUACCUACCCUGAAAAGGAAAAAGAGACAUCAAAGGUAAAGAUUAAACUGUUUCCACAGAUGAGCUCGAAGAAGUCGCUGUUAAACGCCGUUGUAGCUCUGACCACCCACAUCAAUUUUGUUCACUCAGUGGUGGUGGAAGGACAGGCAACAGCAGAUCAAGGAGCAGAGUGAAAUAGGACUUCUGUCAUUACUAGGAUGAUGCUAAGGCCAAAGAGAUGAGGGGCUUCUGCAAAGUUAUUAACAAUAAAUUGGAGAUCAGACUCUGUGGGUGGGGGGGGGGAGAGUGCCAUUAGGGCACAGUCAUCAGUAUAAAGCUCUGAGGACAAGCUCGAUUGUCUUUGACUUGGCAUUCAGACGAUGCAGGUCAGAGUGAUCCAUACUUCAGAUACACUCCCUGGUUAGUGUUUCUGACGGCACGGUUCAGCACACGCAUAGGUUAAAACGUACAGCGGUUAUCAGACACCCCUGUUUCACAUUGUUUGAAAAUGUUGACUGGCUCUGAUGCUUCUGUUUGAAAGGACGAGGCCAGUCACGUUAUGAAAGUGAUGAAUGAGAUUGAUAAAUCUGGGGCCGUCCCAGCUCUGAUAAUAUAGACCACAGAAUUUCUCUGUUGACUGUAUCGAAUGCUUUGGUUAGAUCUAUGAAAAUAACAUACAGGUUCAAAUUUUGUUUUGUGCACUUUCCCUAAACCUGGCGAACAGUGUCCCAAGUGAAAACCACAGUGUCUCAGGAGGUUCUCUUCUGAUAUGUUAGUGAUUAGACAGAUGAGAAAUAUGGACCUGAACCUCUGGCAAUGGUCAAGAAGGAGUUUCCUUGGUAGUUACCGGAGUCAGCUUUUGCUUCCUUCAUUUUUGAAGAGCAGGAUGAUUGUGGCAUCCUGGAAGUCUUUAGGCAUGACUGCUACUUCCCAGAUGCAUGCAAGAGCUGUGGAAAGUUUAAUUUGCAACUGGACUUGCUGACUUGAAGAUCUCAGUGGGGAUUCUGCCCUGCCCAGGGGAUUUUUGAGCAAUGGCUUUCUUGACUUCUUCCAACAGAGAAGUUCAAGGGUAUUUUCUGCAGUAUCUAGCCUACAGUAGAUGGCUUGUUGAGCAAGCUGAUGAAGUGUUCCCUCUUCCUGGUGUUGAUGCUCCUCUUCUCCAUGAGCAAGGUUGUGCAGUCUGAUGACAGGAGAGGCAUGACUCUUGGUGUAUGUGGUCUGCAGAUUGCCUUAAUACACUAAAGAACAAUUGGUGUCAGCAUAGUGCUGGACCUCUUGCUGCCUUCACUCAUUCUGUAAGAGUCAGUAGACUGAUGAAAGAUAUCAGUGGACAGUCUCCCUGCAGAGAUGGACGGAGAAAUUGAGAAAGGAGAGAGAGGUGUCAGAAAUGGACCGAAUGAAUUUAAAGGUAGGGUGGAGUUGCAGGCAAAGAUGAUGAAAUUGACCAGCUCAGCAUAGGUAUAUGAAGCAGCACUAAUGCAGUAAUCAAUGUAGCGCGGAAAGGAUUGGGGAGCGUUACCUGGGAAUGCUUUGAACAUGGACUGUUCCACAUAGCCAGUGAAAAGGCAGGCAUAACCAAAGCCUAUGCAGAUACCCAUGACUACAACUUGAGUUUGGAGAAAGUGGGAGGAGUCGAAAGAGAAACUAAGGGUGAGGGGACUAAUUCUUCAGACUGAGGAGAGUAGUGGGGGUGGGGAAAAGUGGUAGAGUUUAUUUUCCAAAAAAAAACAGAACUUUUAAGGCCACCUUUGAUGGGGGAUUGGACAUUCAUGGUGAAAGUAGGCUGAUCAGAGCCAGGAAAUUGCAAGUUGUUGAGGAAAUUGAGAGCAUGUGUAGUGUCACAGAUGUAGGUGGGAAGGGACUGAUGAAGGGGGAUAAAAUUGAGUCGUUGUAUGCAGACACAAUGUGGGGCAGGUGCUGGCAGAAACAGUGAAUGCACCCAAACAGCCAGGUUUGUGGAUCUUAGGUAGGAGGUAGAAAUGAGCAGUGCAGGGUAAGAGAACUUAGGAGGCAAGGAGCUCUCCAGAGCUGAUGAGGUUGGUGAUGGUGCGGGAGACAAUGGUCCUGAGUGGGGUCCUUUACAAGGGGUAAGUAAGAGGCAGUGUCUGAGAAUUGCCGCCCAGCCUUACCGAGGUAGGGGGUCAGUCCACCACACUACAACAGCACCCCCUUUUGAGUGCAAGUGCACCCCAUUCUAAAUGGAAAUAAGAUGGCUCAUGUAGGUCUCUCCCUGCCGCUGCAGGAGCCAAGUGGACUCCUCUCCCAGGAUGAUAGGGGUUUCCUGCUAAAAACUUGCCACAUAUCUCCCAUUCCUAAGGACUGAUAAAUCAUUAAAGCUGCGGAGAGAACCCCUGCUGGCAUGCAUGUUAAGGCUGGAAGGAAGUUUGGUUGAUGGCCGGAUUGGGCAAAAUGCUUGCAGAUGUUCCAAAUGAGAAGCCAUCAUCAUUGCGCAGUUGAGGGUGUUGUCUCCUCAGAAUGCUGGCUUACAUACUUCUCCAGGGUCCGAAUGGAUAUUGAUUCAUGAUCUGGUUGACUGGUACAAAACAGUGAACAUUUUAGCAGUAGAAGAUUGGCUAGUUUUCAAGUGUUUGCUUUGCUGUCCAGAUCCUGAAAUUGCUUGUGAUACGUUGAUUAUUGACGUUGCUGUUUCUCUCGUUGAUGGAUCCUUCUGUAAAAAACCAUGCUUUGAGAAGUUCUUGUUCUUGCUUGAGUUGAGAAGCUGGCUGUUGUCCAGUUGAAAUUCAUAUUAAGGCUUGCAGUGGUAAACUUCAUGUCAGGAGCGCACUCUGCCUCUGAACCAGUACCUUCCCAGUGAGAGCAGAGCUGCUCUUACCCCUACAGUCCCCCCCAAAAAAAAGUGAGAAUGCUCUUUUCCCUCUUGGUUCAAGUGGCACCAGAGCCACCUUGUGUCCCACUGUCCCCUGAUGUACUCACCAAGUCAUCCACAAAAGCUUUAAGCUGUCGCCUAUCAUUCCCAGACACAACCUUCUCCUUCUACUUCCAUCUGAGGAUGGCAUAAAGAUCUCAACAGCCUUGGCGUACUUGGAGGCCAGUUUCAGACUCUGUUUCACACUGUCAGAGAUGAGAAUAAAGUACUGUGCAAAUGUCAUACACAUAAAAAAAAUUCUGUAAAGCAAAGAUGUUUUCCAAAAUGAAAUGUAAAGUUUCUAAAUCUCAAAAAAUUACUAUAAAGAGCAGUAGUUGUAGAAUGCACCUUCUGGUGCUACUUGGACAUGUCUUCAGUGAUGAACCCGGGGUCUUAAGGUGUUUUGGGUCUUUAAUCAGCAGACACCCUCACCUGUUCGACCCAUCUGGGGGUGAUCAGCCCCCGACUUGUGUCCAAGCGGCACACUAAUCCAUGGAUCCCCCCUCCGGAUCCACAGCCACCGCGAGGCCUUUUCAGCAGCCUCCAGAAUGUUCCUAGUGGCUCUUCUGCACUGCAAUCCUUUAACUCCAAGGAGUUUUAGAGUCCGCUGUAAUGAAUGGCCAGCAACACCCCAGCACCCAACUUCGAGUGGCUCACAGCGAGCUCUCCAGCCAUUGUUCCAGCAUUCUGUAACAAGAUCUGUGUAUCUAGCCCUCUUGUGCUUGUUGGCCUCUUCAGUCCGGUCUUCCCAGGGGACAGUUAAGUUCCAGCAGGACCACUUGCUUUGUAGACUCUGAUAUUAACACCAUGUCCGGGCAGAGCGGAGUGGCUGCGAUGUUCUCUGGGAACUUGCGCUGCCUCCCUAUGUCAACGGUGAUCAACCCGAUGUAAUGAAACAAGUACCACAGCUGAUUUUUUUCCACCUUUAUUCGUAGCAAGCUACGAGAGAGAACCCACCUUCUGCACUCUCACAGGGUCAGCCACAGAGUUCUCUCUGCUGAAGCACAGAGAGAGUUUUUAUUACCAUCUUUGUCAUGUAUGCAGAAAACAAUUCUUUAGCUACCGCUCACAGUCACAUGCCCAGCACCAGUGAUAGUCCGAGACAAAGGCCUCUGGAUCACCUCAAACAGAAGUAUAAAGUUCAGACACCUGGAACAAUGUGCGCGAUUAGAUAGUUGAGAACAAAGUGUAAUUAAAUUACUAUGUCCUGCAAGUGAGACAAGGAAACCAGUAGCUUAAUGGCUAAUUUCUUACAGGUCAGCAGGACAAAAUUAACUCUUUAUCAUCUCACCUAGGUCGACUCGGAGCUGCCAGUCUCGUGCAGUGGCAAGAAGCCCUCCUGAGGAGCUAGGACUAUGUUGAGCCUUCUGCCCCGCUCUAAUAAAAGUGAUUAGACCUUAGGACUUGGUCAUGGCGCCAGCGGUAUCACCCUUCCCCCAAUGCCUUCUGGCAGCAACUUAGGAUAUGCUCCAAGGUGCCUCUCUUCUGGCACAGUAGGCAUGCUGGAGUGUUUGCCAUGCCCCACCUGUGUAGGUUGGCCAGGCUUAGGAGAACGUCAUAGACUGAUUGGAUGAGAAACUUGAUGUGCAAUGGUUCAGCUCUCCAGCGCUCUGUCCAGGUGAACUUGCGAGGUUCCGCAUGCUCCCAUCUAGUUCAUGCACCUUGUUUGUACAUGUCAGCCAUCUUGCUGUAUCGUUCUUCCUCUAUUUCUGCUCGUAUCUUGUCCUGAAUCAGUUGACGCUUCUCCUUCCCAUGGGUUUUGUCGUAGCAUGGUUUGGGAAAACAGCCCAGUCCUGCCCACCACAGUGCCCACCAAAAUGUUGUGCCACAGCCGUGCCUCCGCUCUGUCGACAGCUUCCUGUGCCUGCCACUUCCGGUCUUUACACGGAUUCCUGCGGCAGCGACUUUAACAUCAGAGGAGUCUCGGUACAUCAUCACCUCCCUGGUUCGAGUGACUUUGAAUUCCUCUGACGGGCCGCUGAUGGGGAGCUGCAGCUUGGUGGAAUGCCCAUACAGGGCAAUGCUGCUUAAGGUCCGGGGGAACCCCAGCCACCUCCGGAGAAACUGACUGAUUGUCUUCUCUGGAGCCUCCACUGUUGACAUUGGCACCUCGUCGACCAGAAGGGGCCAGAGUAUCCUUGUUAGUACAUCCAGGAUUUGAAUUUUCCUGGAAGCCCCAAUUUGUCAACCACGGUGAGCCAGGUUAUCAAGUCACUCCUGGUUUGUUGAAGUGUGGCUGUGUCCUUCAGGGAACUGUCAAGAUCCAGCCUAGACACUUGACUGGUUUUUCUGUCACCGUUGGAAUCUGGAUCCCUUCCAGGGUAAAGCAGAACCGGUCGGCCACUCUCCCCUUCUUCAGGACCAGAGACCUGGACUUGGCUGGUUUAAAGCUCAUCCUUGCUCAUGAGAUGAGCUGUUCCAGCCCUUAAAGGAGGCAUCUGCACCCAGGGAUGGAUGUUGCCGUCACCGUAAAGUUACUAAAUAUCAAAAAAUUACUAUAAAGAGCAGUCAACAGUUUUAAAAAAAAAAGCAACUAAGCAAGCAAGUUUAUUUGUUUUCAAAUAAGGCAGUUCAAAGUGCUUUACAUAGAAAAAGAUAAAUAUCAAAUUUCAGACAAUAUACAAGAGAAAAAUCACACAACAGAUGGACGUGAUAAAUAGAAGUUACAGUGCAGGAGAUUCUAAUUCAAAGCUACAGCAAAGAAACAGAUUAAUCCUCAAUUGAAAAGCUUAUGUACGGGGCCUCUUUUUUUUGUAUGUUCAAUUUAAAAUGGCUUCUUUGUUAUGUUAAAUGCUGAGAAAGUCUUUAGCUAGACAUUUGCUUGGGUUAAUACAGACAGCAGGUGCUAUUAGCCAAUGGGUGUUCAUGUAUCGUUCUUCGGGUGAUAAUGCUGUCUCAUAUGACUGCGGACGGGGAGUUGGAGGAGAGACGGGGAGGACAGCGGACAGGGUUUUUGACGGGGAGUCAGAGGAGAGACGGGGAGGACGGUGGACGGGGUUUUUGGGGGGAGUUGGAGGAGAGACGGGGAGGACGGCGGACGUGCCGGGGUUUUUGGCGGGGAGUUGGAGGAGAGACAGGGAGGACGGUGGACGUGCGGGAAGGCUCCGGUCAAUCACUUCGGGUGGUCCCGAGCCGUGAGUCGACAGGAUCCGGGUGGUCAUCAGGAAUCAAUUGAGCUCCAACGGUUGUGCACGAAGAACUUAGACUUUGAUAAGUCUGGCGCUUUUUUUCCCAUUACUUCCUUUUCUGUAUUGAAUUUAUAUUAAUGUCAUAGACUUAGUAAUACAAUAUCUAUAAAGUGUACUUGGUAAAACAUACUGUGUGUGCUGGCUGAUGAUUGAUGUUUGGGAUUAAUUCGGAUGGUAGUGGUACAGCCACCGACCCAGCGGGAAGCAUUCAGGCCGGUGCCGGGUGGGAUUUCCCCUAGACGUAUACAAGCCAAUAUAGCUGAGUGUUACACUUAAAGUUGGGGCAGACUUCAGGUCCUCUGGAAGGUUAUUCCAGAUGUGUGAAGCAUGGUAUGUAAAAGCUGCUUCACCAUGUUUAGUUUUGACCCUGGGGACAGCAGACAGACAACUGAGAGCUCGAGAAGGUUCAUGAUGCAGCAAGAGAUCAGAGUUGUAUUUUGGCCCUAGAGCGUUCAGUGCUUUAUAAACCAGUAGUAAUAUUUCAAAGUCAAUCCUCUGAUGGACAGCAAACCAAUGUAGCAAUCUGAGAACUGGAGUAAUAUGCUCUACUUUCUUGGUCUUAGUGAGGACUCUAGCAGCAGCGUUCUGAAUGAGCUGCAGCUGUCUGAGGAUUUUCUUUUCUGUGAAAACACCGUUAUAGUAGUCAAGCCUACAAAAAAUAAAUGCAUGGAUGAGUUGUUUUAGAUUUUGCACUAAAUCAAAUCAAUAUUUGGUGUGGCCAUCAUUUGCCUUUAAAACUGUUGUGCAGUUUUAAGAAAAUCGGCUGGUAGGUUGUUCCAAGAACCUUAGAGAACUCGCCACAAUUUUUUUUUUGCAGACUUUUGCUGUCUCUCUUGCUUCUUUCUCUCCAGGUAAUCCCAGAUGGCCUCGAUGUUGACAUCAGGGCUCUGGGAGGCCAUACCAUCUGGUGCGGAACUCCUUGUUCUUUGUUUCGCUGAAGAUAGUUCUUUUAAGACCUUGGCCACGUGUAUGGGGCAGAAUGAAGUUGGGACAGAUCAGACACCUCCCUGACAGUUUGCAUUAUGGAUGAGAAUCUGCUUGUACUUCUCACACUGAGGAUUCCAUUAAUUCUGACCAGACCAACUCCAUUUGCAGAAAUGCAGCCCCAACCCUGCAGGGAACCUCCAACGUGUUUCACUGUUGGCUGCAGACACUCAUCCAUGUCAUGUUUUGCAACUCUUCUACAGAUAAAACUGCGUUCUGUUUGAGCCAAAAAUUUCAAAUUUUGACUUGUCCAUCCAGAGUACUUGCUGCCAUUGUUCAGCACCCUCGUCCUUGUGUUUUUUAUGCAUAUGUGAGUCACCUGGCUUUGUUUCCACUUUGGAGGAAUGGCUUUUUGGCACCAAUUCUCCCAUGAAGACCACGUCUGCCAAGACUACUCCAACUGUAGAGGCGUGCACUUGCAUUCCAGUGGUUUCUGAGAGUUCAGAGCUGAUGCAGUGCUGGACUUCUGAUUUAGAAGGGAUGUCUGUUUGAUGUAUCUCUCACCUGCUGCACUCAGUUUCCAUGGGUCAACCACUGCAUUUCUGGUCCUCACCCUUGCCUGUUUCUCUGUGCUGCUUCAGAAUCUCUUGGACAGUACUUCUUGAAAUUCCUGUCUACUGUGAAAUUUCUGCUUGGGAGAGACUCUGCUGAUGCAGGAUGACCACCUUGUGUCUUGCUAUGUUCACGCUUGCCAUGGUGUUAGAAUUGAUUAUUUAAAGGUUAAAUUGUCACAUUUGCUACACCCUCAUCUUUUAGUUUGGUUGUCCUUCACCCAGUUUGAUUGCUUCUACUUUUGUGCUAAUUGUGGCUUGCAGCUAUCAGGGAAGUGCAUUAUCACCACCUACUGUUAUGGAGUAUGACAGGGAUCAGAUCCUGCCACCUGAACUUGUUUUAAUUUUAAAAAGUUCACCAGAACCCUACGUGACAGCUAUCCUUGCUUCAAGUGCCAGAAUAUCCUGCAACCUGGGCACCCCAGAUCUACCCAAUAAUGGCCUGAACAGCUUCCAAUGUUCUAAUGAAUAUCUGUGGCACACCAUAAUCACACGUUCCACUGUCUUUGGUCGCACCACUCAUUGCCAUGUUUACCAACCAGUGCCAAAGUGGAGUAUAAAUCCCCUGAUGUCCAAACCUCAGUCUUGCCAACCACACAUCUUCCUGCCUAUCCCUUCCCUAAAGGAAUAAUGCAAACAUAUUGUAAUACCACCUCCCUGUACCACUCCUAUCCCAGAAUUUCUGCCAUGUCCUGAUCUCAGCCAACCUAAUACAAGAUUUGGCUUCAUACUUUCCCAUAUAAACUAUAAUAUCCACCUUGGACUUGGUAAGUGCCUAAUUUACUAUAAACAUCUGCCCUUUCAUUAACAGAUGCACCCAAAUGUGCUGGUACCCAACAAAACUGCACAACUAUUCCCACACUCUCCAGAACAUAUAGAUUAUAAUACUUCCAUCAACAGAUCAGGUCUCCCUGAAUGCUUCGAUUCCAAACUCUGCUGUACCAAUGCAGAGUCUGGGCAGAUGGCUACCCUGUGUGACUUACCUUGAUAGACCCAUUGCAGACUAAUGAUGAUGGCCGUAAAUUCUGCUGUAUGGACAGACAGUCCAUCUCUCAGCCUUUUCCCCACCUCAACAAUAACCAGAAGAUAAAUCUCCCAGAAUCCACCCGAUUACUAACGGGGUCUUUAAAACCAUUCAUAAAGAUAGGCAAAAAGGAAAAGUACUCUGCUGUAGAUGACCAGACACCCUCUCACCACCCACAAGGCUCUGUCUAUCCUCCAGUAAUGUCAAAUCUAUUCCUACAUCUGGAAAUAUCGACGGUGAAACUCCUGGCUAGGCCACCUUUGGGCCAAUCCACAAAUUCCCAAGACCAUACUCCCGCACAUAUUCCCUAAUUUUCUGCCCAAAACAUUUACCAAUGUAUAUUCCCAACAAUCUGUUAAAACAGAAUACUUCAAAUGGGAUACACCCCUGCCCCUUCACUAAGGAAGUUCAGUUUUUCUUGCCACCGAUCAAAGCAUCUCACCUCGUUCAACCCCAAUGCAUCCCUCGGUGUAGUUAGGAAUACUGCAUUUCAGAUUCUGUUCCGCCGUGUAGAGCGUCCAACCAGUGUAAAACUGAACGAACAGCCUCCCCAUAAAUCAUACAACCAUAAUCCAGACAGGGUGUACCAAAGCAUGAUAAAUUGUCAAUAGAAGCACCUUGGUCAUACCCAGCCACACAGCACAUAAUUAAUGACCGGCUCACAUUCAUCCUCCAAAAACAGUGUUUUGUUCUCCAAGUAAGUCUCACAUCCCCAAAUAUUUAAUCCCAGAGAGUGAACACCCAUACAGAGUAAGGUGAAUAUAAUUCACACUGUUUCUGAGGCCUCCUCUGUGUUGGUUUACAGGAAGGGGUUCAGGUAGCAGUAGCCAACUUUCUUUAACAGUUGACUCUUCUCUCCUCAACUGAUCGAUGUGUUGUCUCCUUUAUCAGAUAUCAGAUGCGAUCUCCGGUGUGUAGGAGAAUGGUUUAGUUCUGUCCUUAAUCUUGCCCAGUGCCCACUUUUGAUCACCUCCAUAGCCCCUCACCAGGACUGCUUGUCCAGGAAUGAAACAUCAAACCUUCUUGUUUGAGGAGCCUUUAAUUUGUCUCAGCUGUUUGUCCUGCAUCCUCCUGAGAAGAUCCAAGCGUGAACACAAGGGACGACCCAGGAACAGCGUGGCUGGUGAGUUGUUGGUUGUCGAGUGUGUUGUAUUAUGAUAUGCAAGGAGGAAAUUGGCAAGCUUCUGAUUCAGUGUCGUGUAUUCUGCUGAUGUUGCUUACAGUGUGUUCUUUAGACUCUGGACAAACUUUUCCGCCAAAUCAUUUGUAGCUAGGCUGAUGAUAUCACAGAUGGUAUAGGGAAUCUGGAUGUGGCAUUUUCAUUUAACACUUUUUCUCUCGAUAUUUUUGUUUUCCCGAUGCCAUCCUUGAGCCUUGCUGUGGUGUCAUCCUGUAUCUUAAUUCGCUGCAUAUGGCUUCAUUGCAGGGGAUGUGGCAUGCAAAUUGUGGAUGGAUCUCCAAUCAAAUUGUAGUAGUCUCAGCCAAUCAUGCCCUCACAUGCUGGUCCUUCUGUUUUUACCACACGCAAGCUCAAUGUGCCUUGUUGGUUGUUGUAUUUCACUGUUAUGAAUGUCAUCCCCACAGGAGUUAUCUUUUCUCCAAUACAGGUUCUUAGCUGAAUAUCUGCAGGCUUCAGUUUGGUAUCUUUGAAAUGCCAUUCAAACUCAUUUUGUGGAACGACUGAAAUAGCUGAACCAGUGUCCAAUUCAAUUUUAAUCAAUUUGCUGUUCACUUCUGGUGUAAGCUGUGUUGCUUGUCUAGUGUUAGUUUUCACUUUUUCAAAUCUCAAGGCUACACAGUCCUGUGUCACUCUCAUCAUAGUUUUCAUCAACAGCAUGUAGAUUAGUGCUCUUUUUGAAACUGCAGCUUGACUUUUUGUCUUCCCUUUGCAGUCGGUUUACUUUGCCUGCCCAACAUACUCUCUGUAUGUUUCCUUCUUUGUUACAUUUUCUGCAAGUUUUGCCUUCAAGUCUUUACUUGUUUGGUCUAUGUGAGUCCGGCCACAACAGUGACACAGUUUGUUCAUCCGGGCUGAUUGCUGUUUAGACGCUACAACUUUGUUCACACUUUCAUUCCUGUCUGCAAUUCAAUUGUAUCUGUCUGUGACUUCCAUUGAAACAGCAAUUUCAACUGUUCUUUUCAAUGUAAGUUGUGCUUCAAUCAGGAGUCAUUUUUGAAUGCUUUGUCAGAUUCCACAAAGUAUAUGAUCUCUUAUUGCAUCGGUAAGACUAUUGUUGAACUGACAAUGCUCAGGCAACUUCAAUUCAGUCACAUGUACUGAAAUGGACUAACUUUAUUUUUGAUCCUGCUUGUGAAACCUAAAGCAUUCUGCAGUCAACAAUGGUUUAUGUUCUGAAUGUUCCUGCAGUACUUUCACAUCAUCAACAAAGCUUGUUUCAAUAGGUUUUACAAAGUAAUAGGUAUAUUUAAUGUCAGAGAAAUGUAUACAAUAUACACCCUGAAAUUCUUUUUCUUCACAACCAUCCACGAAAAUAGAGGAGUGCCCCAAAGAAUAAAUGACAGUUAAAAUGCUAGAACCCCAAAGUCCCCCCAUGCAAAAGCAGCAGCAAGGCAACGACCCAACCCCACCAGCAAAAAAAGCAUCAGCACCCUCCACCAACCACUCAAGCGUGCAGCAAAGCAUCAGUAAAGACACAGACUUGCAGUACCCCAUAAACUACUAAUUCACCCGGUAAUUUGACAUACCACAGGCUCUCUCCCUCCCUAAUAAGGGAGAAAGAGCUGUCUCUGUUUCACAGUGAGAGGAGAGACAUAACAGACAACUGGCCGAUUUACGAUGCUAAAAGUCUGUUGCGUUGCUUUUUCUGAGCUCUGUGCCUAGAGAGUCGGCAUCAGAAAGACUCAAGCUGUCCAGGAACACAACCCCAGCAGCUAACCCACUGCUCCUGAUGUUCUGUGUUCUCCUGUGAUGCUUCAGUCAGGGGCACCGGCCGAGAAUCAGCACGUCUCCAGAGCCAUUAAAUUCUGGAACCCUGAAGGCAUGAUCAUCAUCCAGGCCGUGUCCUUGGGAUAUCAAACAACGGCCAGUCGUGAGGCCCUGAGAACAGAUCCCAUUCCCGCAAAAGAAAAAGUCAGUAUAACUCCAGGUCAGGGUCUUCAAAAGAACCUUGAAAAGGAAAAAAAAGACAUCAAAUUGUAGUAGUCUCAGCCAAUCACACCCUCACAAUGGGGAUUGUGCGGCAUUCCAACAGCCCGUGGGCCUCCCCACUCCAUAUGGUGCCCAAGUCCGCGGGAGGGUGGAGACCGUACGGUGACUAUCGGAGGCUGAACAACGCCACCACGUCCAAUCGCUAUCCGGUACCGCACAUCCAGGACCUGGUCCGAGGGUAUCAUCAGAUCCCAGUCCACCCGGAUGACGGCCCUCAUUACCCCCUUUGGCCUGUUUGAGUUCCUCAGGAUGCCGUUCGGGCUCAAAAACGCGGCGCAGACUUUCCAGCACUUGAUGAAUGCAAUAGGGCAAGGUCUGGUCUUUCUGCUCAUCUACCUGGAUGACAUACUUAUCGCCAGCCACUCCCGCCAGGAACAUCUAGCACAUCUACACCUGCUCUGCCGCCGUCUAAGUGAAUACGGCCUGGCUAUCAACCCCGCCAAGUGCCAGUUCGGCCUAUCCUCCAUCGACUUCUUGGGACACCGGAUCAAAUCCAUGAGCAGGCAGUGCGUGUGGAGGAAGUCCGCACCCAGCAAUGGCUGUGACACAGCGGUCAGCGUAAAUGUCCAUGUAAAGCGGCUGGAACUGAACUGCAAGGGGAUGGGUCUUGUGCCGUAGGUGCGGGUGGUGCUGCUGUUGGCUGCCGUAAGUUCCGGUCCUGCUCUUCUAGUUCAGGUAUCGUGGCUCGAGGGGGGUAGGACACUGAUUUCCGCCCCCAUGUCCACCAGAAAUCUUCGCCCGGAGAGCUUGUCCCAAACAUAGAGGAGGCUAUCACGGUGACCAGCCGCCGUAGCCAUCGGUGACGGCUGGUCCUGGCGUUUCCCUGGAAACGAGCAUGGCGGUCGGCAGCGGCGGGCCCUGGAACCCCACCUUUGAUGAUAAAAACACCAAGGCUCAGAGGUGGUGCCGUCCCUUGGUGUGGGUGUUACGUGCUCCGCUGCUGGGGUGUGGGAGGGCUGGACUUUCGGCCAUGCCGCAGCACUAAUUCCGAUGGUGGUUCCGCCCAUUUGUUUGGCAUGCCAAAGCACGUCCGCGCAAGCAGCUUCCCCACACGGGUCUCUGAAGUCUUCAUCUGCUAGCAGGAGGCGGAUAUCUUCUGGCAUUUGCUCCAAGAAGAUCUGUUCAAACAGCAGGCAAGGCUUAUGGCCGUCUACCAGUGCUAGCAUGUCGCUCAUCAGGACUGAUGGUGCGCAGUCACCCAGGCCGUCCAUAUGCAGUAACCACACGGCCCGUUCACAACAGGAGAGGCGAAAUGUGCGGAUUAACAGGGUCUUGAGUGCCUUGUACCUGUCUGCUGCCGGGGGCUGAUACAGAAAGUCGAUAACGCGACUCGCUGUCUCCUGGUCAAGGGCGCCCACCAUGUAGUAAUACUUGGUGGCGUCUGAGACAAUUUGCCUGACCUGGAACUGGGCCUCCACUUGCUCAAACCAGACCAGGGGUUGAGUGGUCCAGAAGGUUGACAUGUUUAAGGGAAACUGCAUUCUGCAGAACCGAAUUGUUUAUGUUGGCUCCAAAUGCCGUUGAACCGUCGGGGUCACCAAUGUCCUCACUGUGGAUGCCUCCAACAUGGCAACUGGCGGCGUGCUCAAGCAGCUCAUCGAAGGCCUGUAUCUUUCACUCAUAGCGUAUCAGUGCGACUACAAUGUGCAGAAUAAUUUUACCAGAAUAAGUGCCCACUAUUGUCCCUAAUCCUUCUACAGUCACUUCCUGGCCUGGAUUAUAAAAGUUCAUAAUUAUGAUUCCAACCUGUGGAUGUAGUAAUUUAAUAACUACGCAUUCUGUGUUCCCUGGAGAAGGCAGAAUUCUGUACAAUAAGCCCUCCUUCACAAAGGUGGCACAGUCUCCCCCCACAGCUAUAUGUCUAUCAUAGCUCACAGCCUCAUAACCUGGAAUCUUAAACAAUAAAUAUGAUCACAACUAAGUUUCUUGUACACAAAUAACAUUCAAGGGAACACCAAAAACCUAAAGCAUGUACUUUAAAUUCUUGUCCUUUGGCAAAGCCUUCUCACAUUCCAAUGAAGAACAGAUAGUUGAUCGAAGAAGGUCAAUGUGUAGCACCCUGUGUACAAUCGCCCUCCACCACCAGCCCAUUCCUUCAACCAUCAUUCCCCAAAUGUCUCUGAAGUACGUCAUGUACCUGUUCUGCAGUAAUUCCCACUGAACCCAAAUACCUUGAUGCUGCAUCCACCACUGUUCUGAAUCCAUCAUAUUUCUUUCCCACCUGUAUUGUUCCAUUAACCAUUGCACGUAGAAAUGCAAUAUCUAAUUUUUAAGAGUCAAUGUCUCACUAGAUGCUCACCUCCCACACUCUACGUGUGCAGCCUUCCUCCAUCUCUAGUCCUGUGUCUGUUUUAAGCUGAUACCCAUCAGAUGUCGAGGAAUCAAAUCUUGCAGCUUCAGCAUACGAAAUAGGUGCUAUCAUCACCUUCUGAAUUUCCUAAGCCUUUUGUAAUACAAGCCUACCUAAAGUUGCACUGAGCACCCACAGUUGCGGCAUCUUGCCUCUGCACCAACUUCACAAAUCCCAUACUCGUGUUCACUUCCGCAUUUUGCACACUGUAGUCCCACCCCCCCCCCAAUAAGAAGCAGUAACAUGUCCCACUCGUUUGCACUUAAAACGGUCACAUUAUAGGUGGUGCAAACCACCAAAACUUCCACCCCUCCUUGUUGCCCUCGUGGAUUUGCCUUGUACUCACAGACCCUUUAACUUUGCACCAUGGGUCCAACUCAGAAUCCUUGAUGGAGGAAGUCUUUCCAUCUUUCCCAGAUUUGAUUCCUUCUACACCCAUUUCUGCUUCAGUUAAUCAAUUUAGUUCAUUUAACUCUAUGCCAUUGAUUAUUAGUAUCCUGUUAUUUAUCAUUUUUAAUAAUGCAUUGAGCAUGUUUCUUGAGUAUACUCUGAUGCUGAUCCAUAUACCAUGCUCCCAUAGUCCAGUAUUAAUCUUAUUUAACAUAUUUUAAAUAAUUAAGCAUAGUAUGCCCAAUUCCAAGUUGUGUCAAAAUAGUUCCUUCCCUUGUUUAACCCCUUCUCUCAUAAACGAAACAGUUUUAUGUAUUCUCUAUAGGUAUCUCUUACUCUCCCACAAGUUUUGCCAUUAGCCCCCAAUUCUUAACCCUACCAACCCCAUAGCUUCUGAUUGGCUAAGUGAAAGGUCUAUAUCCACUGUUGAACCUUUAAGUUUUCUUAGCUAAACAGUCAACCUCCCUAUUCCUAUUGGCACCUCUAUGUGCUGGGACUCAUAAAAAGCAAACAUAUAAACCAGUACUUUGAGUACAAAAUAAUGUUUGAGCUUCCAACAGUAAGAUCUACCCAUACUAUCCUUUAACAGUCACAUACUUAAAGAUACUGGUUGCAACAUUUCAACAGAAGACUCACCGUCUUCCUUAGGCACAAGUUAGUCAAAUGACAAGUCCCCCUAGAGAGGCCUCCUUAUAUAUCCUCAUGAGUGAGCAGAAAAAUGAGUGGGGCUUAAUGCUUGAUCCUGACUGGCUGGAUCUGACUCACCUAUUGGUUACUCCGAAUUGGCCUUGUUCUGAUUUGUCUUUUUUGUUUUUGCUUUUUAGGCCAAAACCCUCUUUAGGAAUAUGUGGUCCCAGACUGGAGGUAUCGCGACACUCUUAGAACCUACAUUUAGGUCCCCCACAUGCUCCAUCUCUAGUGAUUCCCUAAUCUUACUCUUGUAGGCAUUCUCUUCCUUGCCAAGGAUGUUGGCCUCAUCAAACCUUGGUCUACAUGAGCAUGAUAGGCAGUGACUCCUCUUCGGUCUGCUCUCGAGGUUAUUAAGGCACUCUUAUGUUCUGCUAUCCUGGUCUUUACUGGCCUUUCAGGCUCACCAAUAUAUACUUUUUGGCACGGUGAUAGAGGUAUGGCGUACACACCUUCCUUGCACAGUUCUUUAGGUCUUCUAGGUGCCACUUUGCCUUGCUUUUUUUCUAAUUGUGUCUGUACUUUUUGUUAUUAACUGGACACCAUAUUUUUGGAAAAUUCAUCUUAGCUUUUCAGUUCGGCUGCUACUGCUUGGCACAAUAAUGGUUCUAUCUGGAGGUUGCCUUUGUUGUGUUUUACUCUAUUCCUUUCUCAAUUAUGUGCAUAAUGUAGCCAUUUUUCUUGAAUGCUUCCAACACUAACCUACUGCUAGAGUAGCCUGUUUUAAGACUCAUCAAAACUAAAAAGAAAUCUGAACAAAUUAUAAUUUUAUGUAGAUGGAUUUCCUCUACCUACCGUAAGCCUAAAAUGAUGGCGACCAAUCUUGCUGUAUAUAAUUGGAUAAAUGGCUAGUAAGUCAUUUCUUUAUCGGUACCUGUAAUUCAGACACAAAAACAGCCACACUAACAUUUCCAGUUAAAUGAUCUUUUGAUCCAUCUGUAAGAAUAGUUAACAUGCCAUUAUAAUUUUCCUUUAUAUAUUGAUGAACCAACACACACACACACAGGCACACACACACAGGCACACACACACAGGCACACAUGCACACACACGCACACACACACAGGCACACACGCACACACACGCACACACACACACACACACACAGGCAUAACAGAAUCCUUAGACUUUAUUAAAUUGUGUAACCUAAGAUCAACUAAAGUCAUUGGGGGGGAAAAAACCAAAGUGGUGUUACCGAGACGACUACAGUAAGACAUAUUGCAUAAGCCAACAAACCCAUAUUCCUAGCAAGGUAAGAACCCAGCCACCCAAAAUUAUAAACACUUUUCUUGUAAUCUUCCCAACAGUCCUCCAACGCACCCCUAAUAGGAUGCUUAUUUCGUUGGCCCCUCAACUUAAUCCAAUAUGUUGACAUCAUCUUCAGUCUCCGCAAUUGUAAGGGUAAUUGUCCCAUUUCAACCGGUAAAGCCAAAACAGAGGGCAACCUUAUUGCACCACAACACAAUUUUAAGGACUGUGCUUGUAUCACUUGCAAACACUACAAAGUUGAUGAAGCUGACCAAUAAGCCACACAGCCAUAAUCAAGAACAGAUCUAAUUAAACAAACGUAAAUGGUGGACAAAGAUUUUUUUUGUAGCACCCCAGAAUACCCACGUAGACACCUGAGAAUAUUUAAUGGUCCUUUAUAUUUAUCAAUUGUUUUACUGAUAUUGUGCUUCCAUGUCAGCUAGUUGUCCAUCCAUCUCGUCUCGUCUGAACCCUUCGUGCCUAGGUGGCACUUGGGGCCUCCACAAGGGUCUUCCAUUUCUGCCAGUCGUUUGCUCUGCUGCUCGCCGUUAUCCAGUUAGUGCCUACUUCUUUCAGUUCUGCUUCCACAGAUCUUCUCCACAUUAUUUUGGGCCUGCCCCUACUUCGCUUUCUCUGUGGGGUCCACCUUAGUGCUACUUUUGCUAGUUGAUCGUUUAGCAUUCUCAUUACAUGGCCCAGCCGUCUCCAUCAUCUUUUCACACAAGCUGAGAUUGAUUCCAUAUUGCAAGAUGUAAGCAAAUCUUGGUUUCUGAUUUUCUUAGGCCAGAAGAUUAUCUUGACAAGUCAUAGACAUUUUGUCUGGAACGUGUCGAGUUUCUUGCAGAUGUCUUUUGUCAUCUUCCAACAUUCUCUUCCAUAAAGUAGCACGCUUCGGACAUUGCUUUUAAAAAUUCUGAUUUUGGUGUUAAGUUUGAGUUGUGUGGAUUUCCAAACUGCAUUGAGGCUGCCAAAAGCUUGAUUUGCUUUAGAUAGUCUUGCUAAUACAUCCUUACCACUAUCUUUAUCAGUGCUGACUUUACUCCCAAGGUAUGUGAACUCA